AUGGGGAAGAUUAUCAACUGUGAUUCUUGCAUUUCGGACAUCAUCAAGGACGUAGGCAACAAGGACAUAGGCAACAAGGACAUAGGCAACAAGGACAUAGGCAACAAGGACAUAGGCAACAAGGACAUAGGCAACAAGGACAUAGGCAACAAGGACAUAGGCAACAAGGACAUAGGCAACAAGGACAUAGGCAACAAGGACAUAGGCAACAAGGACAUAGGCAACAAGGACAUAGGCAACAAGGACAUAGGCAACAAGGACAUAGGCAACAAGGACAUAGGCAACAAGGACAUAGGCAACAAGGACAUAGGCAACAAGGACAUAGGCAACAAGGACAUAGGCAACAAGGACAUAGGCAACAAGGACAUAGGCAACAAGGACAUAGGCAACAAGGACAUAGGCAACAAGGACAUAGGCAACAAGGACAUAGGCAACAAGGACAUAGGCAACAAGGACAUAGGCAACAAGGACAUAGGCAACAAGGACAUAGGCAACAAGGACAUAGGCAACAAGGACAUAGGCAACAAGGACAUAGGCAACAAGGACAUAGGCAACAAGGACAUAGGCAACAAGGACAUAGGCAACAAGGACGUAGGCAACAAGGACAUAGGCAACAAGGACAUAGGCAAGGACAUAGGACAUAGGCAACAAGGAAGGCAACAAGGACAUAGGCAAGGCAACAAGGACGUUAGGCAACAAGGACAUAGGCAACAAGGCAACAAGGACAUAGGCAACAAGGACGUAGGCAACAAGGACGUAGGCAACAAGGACGUAGGCAACAAGGACGUUGGCAACAAGGACGUUGGCAACAAGGACGUUGGCAACAAGGACGUUGGCAACAAGGACGUUGGCAACAAGGACGUUGGCAACAAGGACGUUGGCAACAAGGACGUUGGCAACAAGGACGUUGGCAACAAGGACGUAGGCAACAAGGACGUAGGCAACAAGGACGUUGGCAACAAGGACGUUGGCAACAAGGACGUAGGCAACAAGGACGUUGGCAACAAGGACGUUGGCAACAAGGACGUUGGCAACAAGGACGUUGGCAACAAGGACGUUGGCAACAAGGACGUAGGCAACAAGGACGUAGGCAACAAGGACGUAGGCAACAAGGACGUAGGCAACAAGGACGUAGGCAACAAGGACGUAGGCAACAAGGACGGAAUGUCCAGAAGCCAGUAG
Molecule: messenger RNA, 1182 nt
Organism: Oncorhynchus keta (chum salmon)
Lineage: Eukaryota; Metazoa; Chordata; Actinopteri; Salmoniformes; Salmonidae
Exons: 3
Coding region: 1-1182 (393 amino acids)
Source: RefSeq, a predicted model, not a curated record